Eimeria mitis is the source of this 1437-nucleotide messenger RNA. RefSeq lists its product as uncharacterized. The transcript has 6 exons. The coding region runs from base 1 to 1437 and encodes 478 amino acids. The record is from RefSeq and is a predicted model, not a curated record. Lineage: Eukaryota; Apicomplexa; Conoidasida; Eucoccidiorida; Eimeriidae.
AUGCUGGAGGACACAGGAGGGGCCGUGGAGAAGUUUAUAAGUGGUCAGCCUACGAAAGAUGCAUUGCUCGCAGCAGCUGCAACUCAGCGUAGAUUAGGUUUCGGGCCUGUAGAUGAUAUGCCGAUGCAGGGCUGUGGAUUGAAUCCUAUGGCUCGCGUGUACAGCCCAGAAGAGGUUAUUCGUCGAUUGCAGCUUAGCGAGCCUCCUUGUUACGGCCCCGUAGAUGAUAUCAUCAGAGAGUACAAUCUGUAUGUCACUGAGCACACGGAUCUCAUGAACAAAAUGCGGGAAACUGUGAAGAGAAAACCACACAAAAGUCUGCGUUUAGCUUUCAUACAAUGGAAUGCGCUCAUGAUCAAGCCCAGCACGUUCCAGGUGCUUGCCCCUUUUCUAAACCAAGAAAAGGGUUUCAACCCAGACGAUGUGGACGUGGUGACAAUUGUGCUUCAAGAAAACAUGAAGCUUGACUCCCGCAGGGAAAGGAGAUUCCUGACAAACAUACAGACGGUGCUGAACCUCCUUAGCACGACAGCUAAUUGGGGGCCAGCAUCCAUCUCCUACCUGGGUAAUAUCAGGGGGACCCAAGCUAAAGCUAUCCUAACCCCCAACACGCAAUCGCUCAUUUAUAUUAUGCGAGAAACCCAUCAACCUGACUACAUCUGCAACGCCGAACAGUCUGUUCAGGGGGGGGAGAAGGGAUUCAUUGGCGCUGUAUUUGGAUUCCCCGGCUUGGGUAAACUCGCCGUCUUGGGUUCUCACCUGAAAGGGUGGAAAGCAAAGCAAUUUGAGAAUGUCUUUCCCGAUCUUCUAAAGCAAUGCGGGAGCCCGCACGUAGGGCUUGAUUCUUUUUCUUUGGGAGUGGUAUUCGGGGCAGAUUUCAAUGAACAUCUGCACUUUGAGUCAUUGACGCACCUUUACAAUACCGCCCUUCAGGAUCCCGAUCGGUAUCCUGCCUUUGCGAAAGUGCAGACCGCCUCUGCUGAAGAAUCGGAUAAUAUCAAGAUGACGAGGUUGCUAACGGAAGCACUGGCUGAGCCACUCGAUAUUAUUGCCAGUACAUAUGAACCCCUCAUCUGGUCGGUUGACAGGCUGGUCUGUGAUAGGAUGUCUGUAAUUGCUGACGGACAACAUGAAUUCGUGUACGGUAUUUGUGGUAUGAUGACGCUGUCGCAGGGACACUCGCCGUUCAGUGUGCUGAAAAAAUGCCUUGCGCCAAAGGUGUUUGCCUCACGGCGAGGUGUUGGGUAUCUAGACAGAGUAACAGUGCGCCUUUCCUCAGAAAGCACUGCAGUUUUGGAUCGGAUGUUCGAGGCGGGCGGCAUGGAGGGUGAAGUACCUUCAACGUUCGCCUCCAUUACUAGCGGCUUACAAGUAUACGACAUGAGGAGCGACCACGUGCAGGUCGCGAACAUCAUUGAGUUUCUGAAAGUUGAUUAG